This is a messenger RNA of Akanthomyces muscarius, 2082 nucleotides long. RefSeq lists its product as uncharacterized. Lineage: Eukaryota; Fungi; Ascomycota; Sordariomycetes; Hypocreales; Cordycipitaceae. The transcript has a single exon. Gene Ontology annotation, molecular function: toxin activity. Bases 1 to 2082 code for a protein of 693 amino acids. The record is from RefSeq and is a predicted model, not a curated record.
AUGAGCCCCGAAGAAGUAAAGGCCCAGGGGGGAUUUCUCUCCGCGGCCAAAAAUAUGUCUUAUCCCAGUUUGUAUGACUAUACCGUCAAUACUGAAUGCGAUCUUCUGGCGGACUGCCAAAGGGACUACUUUUAUCUGCGGACAACUACGGACCCCGACGUCGAAUCAUCUUUCCUAGGGAAUCAGCCUGGAUACAUUUACCAUAUUCGAGCAACACCAAACUUCAUCGAAUUGCGAUCGACCCUUCCAACCCUCAAUACGGGGCCCCGAUCAAAAGAAGUUGCGGUAUUUGGAGAUAUUCGCUGGGAUCAGGUGACCAGCUGGGACUUUUUGCCGAAUGGGGAGAACACGGCUACACAGGACCAGAAGCACACGAUGAACAACGAUUACAACCCCGAUAUGUCUUCAUUCUCUGCUUCGACGCAGCAAUUCCAGCUAGCUGGAUUUCCAGCGAAUCAUGAUGGCUGGAAAGAAGCUCCAUGGAGCGACUACCAGGCUUCAUUCUCAUCGGCAAAAGCAGCGGAAGAAGAAGCAAUCAAAUUCAUGAAGAAAAGCUCAUCCACCAUGCAUCAGAACUCGCUUUUUGGUAUCUCCGUUUCGGCCAUUCUGAGGCGGAUCACGCUCAUAUCUGAAGCUGUCAACAACACCACGGAUUGGAUUCGCCGGAAUGAUGAUGCGGCAGCUUGCGGAUUUGCGGCGCGACAAGCGCAGCGCAAUGCUAACAUGAGUUCAAGCUUAGUUAAGCAUUUGGCAAUGUUUCUGGAUUCUCACAGGUAUCCUGAAGUGCAGGCCUUGCGCGCAGCUCGGGCUUUGGAGUUCAGAACUAGAGGUGCAGCGUUUGUCUCCAUGCAAUGGGCUGAGAAAAAGUCUCUCAUGGAAUAUGAGAGGAGAAUUGAUCUGCGCAAAGAAAAUAUCAUGAAGGGUAUUGCCGGGGCCAAUGUCCAAGCAAUGAGCGCGAUGAUAGACGCCACCUUGGCUCAGGAGCUCGUGAACAAAACGACGAACGAGCUUCGAGUCAAACGCAGUAAGGUAGCACUUCUGACAAGUGUACCUACUAUAGUUGAUGAUUUAGCUUGUGCAGUGACUUUGGAAUCAUGCGACUUGGCUUUACAAAGUGAGCUGGAAGCACUGCGAUUGGAAAUCAUCAUCCUGAAGAUCCAUUUCACAUCCUCACAGGAAGCGACCGAUAGGAUGAAGCGCACUGCAGACGAAACCAUGUCAUUGGCUCUCAAUAAAGCCAGUGAGGAGGGAACAAUCGCUAUUGCGACAGAAAACAUCAAGGAAUCGAUAGAGACCGUCUCGAAGGAAGAUUCGGUCUUGUCAACACCCGAGGAGGUUUCCAAGACGGUUGAGAUGAUUGCAACUAUUGAAAAGCUGGAUGAUCGGGGCAUGGAUCUGGUAGAAGACAUUACGUAUGCCGUUGUUGACAUUGGCUUCUAUGUCUUGGGUCUCAUCCCAACUCCGUUCGCACCAAUCUUCCACGUUGCAGCGUGGGCUCGCCGCAUAUACCGAAUCUACAAAUACGCGUCUAGAAUGGCAAAGGCUUACAAGGUCGGCAAACUAGGAUACAUGUCUGUUGACUUGAUGCAAAAGAUUGCCGAGCUUGAGGCAAGAGCUGCAGACGCGCUCCAAAGAGCCGACCGACGACCGCCGCCUCUUGCGGCAGCAUACAUGGCAGCCCAGAAGUCAAACGCGACGUUCCUCAGCAUUCUGACUCAACUUGACGCGACAACGGCAGGAAAUGACUGGAAACAGGAGCUGGAGUCAGCGACCGGUCUCUGCAUCGUUGACAAUGGUAAGCCGACUGAGAGCUUUGACGUUGAAUUGACGACUGGGAAAGACAAACACUUUCGUUUAAAACAAGUUCAAGAGCUCCUUCAGACGGCCAAAGCAUUCAAGAGCGACGCAACUGCCGAACCGCUCACCGAUAAAGCUCUUGUAGCAUUUGAGAGGAUUACAUCUGGUGGAAAGGCUGUUCAAAAGACGCUCUUGAACAGUUUGGACGAGGAGCAGGCAGCGGGUCAUGUGGCAAGUCCUAGGGAGAACGAAGACGACUUUCACUAUUCAUAUGUAGUGCAGUAA